Molecule: messenger RNA, 2415 nt
Organism: Cricetulus griseus (Chinese hamster)
Lineage: Eukaryota; Metazoa; Chordata; Mammalia; Rodentia; Cricetidae
Source: RefSeq, a predicted model, not a curated record
CCCGCGCCCCUGAGCCGCGGCCCCCCGGACGGCUCCUCUCCGAGGACCUCACACCCCUGACUCCGGCAGUGUCGAGGCGCCGGCUUGGGGCAGACGCUGUGCUCACAGACACCCAGACGGGGUUGCAUCCCCUCGCUUCGAGCACCACAGGCCAUGCCACCCCCCAGCUGCCUAGCUGGGGCCCUUCUGAGAGGGCCAUCCUUUUUGACACCCUGAAGACCAGCUCUGGACCAUCCUACAAAAGUGUCUGCUCGCAAAACUGCUUAACCAAAGGACCGACUCUUGGGACAUCCCCCAGUCCACCUGGCCCCUGGCUAGGGAGGGGGCUCCAGAAGGCUGAAAGUAACUAACUUUGGAUUGCAGCUCCAGGGACAGAAGGGGGUGGGGGUGGGCUGACCACCCAAACCCCCUCUGGGCCCAGGCCCCAUGCCCGGAGGAGGAGAGACUGCGUGAAGCCCACCUCAGCUGCCUGCCAGACUGUUUGCCUGCCACUCUGACUGUGAUCGCUUGGCAUGGCCAGCAAUAGCAGUUCCUGCCCAACCCCUGGGGGCGGGCACCUCAAUGGGUACCCGGUGCCCCCCUACGCCUUCUUCUUUCCCCCUAUGUUGGGUGGACUCUCCCCUCCAGGAGCUCUCGCCAGUCUCCAGCACCAGCUUCCAGUUAGUGGAUACAGCACGCCAUCCCCAGCCACCAUCGAGACCCAGAGCAGCAGUUCGGAGGAGAUAGUGCCCAGCCCCCCCUCGCCACCACCUCUGCCCCGCAUCUACAAGCCUUGCUUCGUCUGUCAGGACAAGUCAUCGGGCUACCACUAUGGGGUCAGCGCCUGUGAGGGCUGCAAGGGCUUCUUCCGACGUAGCAUCCAAAAGAACAUGGUGUAUACUUGUCACCGGGACAAGAACUGUAUCAUCAACAAGGUGACCCGGAACCGCUGCCAGUACUGCCGGCUGCAGAAAUGCUUCGAAGUGGGCAUGUCCAAGGAGUCGGUGCGAAACGAUCGAAACAAAAAGAAGAAAGAAGCUCCUAAGCCUGAGUGCUCAGAGAGCUACACGCUGACGCCCGAGGUCGGGGAGCUUAUUGAGAAGGUUCGCAAAGCGCACCAGGAGACCUUCCCGGCCCUCUGCCAGCUGGGCAAGUACACUACGAACAACAGCUCAGAACAACGAGUCUCUCUGGACAUUGACCUCUGGGACAAGUUCAGUGAACUCUCCACCAAGUGCAUCAUUAAGACUGUGGAGUUCGCCAAACAGCUUCCCGGCUUCACCACCCUCACCAUUGCUGACCAGAUCACCCUCCUCAAGGCUGCCUGCCUGGAUAUCCUGAUUCUGCGAAUCUGCACGCGGUACACGCCUGAACAAGACACAAUGACCUUCUCAGACGGGCUGACCCUCAACCGGACGCAGAUGCACAACGCUGGCUUUGGCCCCCUCACCGACUUAGUCUUUGCCUUCGCCAACCAGCUGCUGCCCCUGGAGAUGGACGAUGCAGAGACUGGAUUGCUCAGUGCCAUCUGCCUCAUCUGUGGAGACCGCCAGGACCUGGAGCAGCCAGACAAGGUGGACAUGCUGCAGGAGCCGCUGCUGGAGGCGCUGAAGGUCUAUGUCCGGAAACGGAGGCCCAGUCGUCCCCACAUGUUCCCCAAGAUGCUGAUGAAGAUCACGGAUCUUCGGAGCAUCAGCGCCAAGGGAGCCGAGCGAGUGAUCACACUGAAGAUGGAGAUCCCUGGCUCCAUGCCACCACUUAUCCAGGAAAUGCUGGAGAACUCUGAGGGCUUGGACACUCUAAGCGGACAGUCAGGGGGCGGAGGAACAAGAGAUGGGGGUGGCUUGGCGCCCCCUCCGGGUAGCUGUAGCCCCAGCCUCAGCCCCAGUUCCCACAGAAGUAGCCCCGCAACCCAGUCCCCGUGACCUCCAAAUGGACAGCCUUCACCCCUGCCCUGGCUUUCUCUGCCUUCCUACUGGCCACGUGACCCAUCAGCCCUGCCCCGCCUCGUCCUCCCAGACAGAACUGGGAACCUUCUGCCGGGACAGGAGGGAGGAGGCAGUGACUCUGUGGACAGAGGCCUGGACCCAAGAUGGACUGCCCUCUUCCGGCAGCCUGGGCUGGCAUCAGGCCAAGCGUUGAGCCAUGUGAGGACCUGGGCCUGAGCCCCUACGCACCUUGCCACGUCUUCAUCACCAGCAAAUGCCGGGACCUGGCUCCCUGUCCUCCGAACUCAAGCCAUCGCUCCCCAGUUGGGGAACCUACCCCCUGCUUCAGAUGGUGACGGAGGGUGGGGUGGGGGGGUGUCCAGGGUGGGGGAGACCCCCUGUACAUAUCCUGCGUACCAACUCCCAGAUAUUAAUUCUCGCUGGUUUUGUUUUUAUUUUAAUUUUUUUGUUUUGAUUUUUUUUAAUAAGAAUUUUCAUUUUAAGCACA